Messenger RNA from Megalops cyprinoides (Indo-Pacific tarpon), 2483 nucleotides. Its product is annotated as probable thiopurine S-methyltransferase. The transcript is spliced from 8 exons. The record is from RefSeq and is a predicted model, not a curated record. Bases 1591 to 2253 code for a protein of 220 amino acids. NCBI's taxonomy places the organism in Eukaryota, Metazoa, Chordata, Actinopteri, Elopiformes, Megalopidae. Gene Ontology annotation, molecular function: thiopurine S-methyltransferase activity.
ACCUAGUAUCGGACUUUCUGACCACAACAGUAACCUUAACAAGCUAACCAUUAAGCCACAAGAUAAACUGAAAACUCAUCCUAGAUCAGCAUGGGUAACCGAUUGAACAUUAGGCUAUAGGCUCCUCCUCCUCCUGCUCACAUGGUUGAAUAACCGGAAUACAUCAACAGAGUGUAAGUGAAAUUCAUUCUACUGUUUACACCAGCAGCUUCUGCAGGUAGGCUGUGCUACAAUUUAUGUAAUUUGUAUAUUUGUCUCAUAAUGUAGAUGUACCUACGCACUUAAUUAAAACGAGUUUUGACUUUAAUACGUAGUCAGAAAGAUUCUUUCAUGGGCGUUGCACCCAGCCAGCGAGCUAAAACGAGAGUUGUGUUUUGUCCAAGGUCCUAUUUCACAAAAUCAAAUGUUACAUAAUUUCGAGAAAACCCUUAAGUGUAGAUAACCAGUUGGCUGCAGUAGCAAUGGUAAAUAUUAUCACCCGCAACGUUCACUGUACACACUUCCCUUUUUCCUCGAUAAAUUUAUCAACAUUUUGCCAAAUCGCAGUUUAACUAGAUCAGGUCUCAUCGCGGUAGGGUGGUAUAAAGCUAUUAUUUAUGUCGUAUAAUUAUUCCGUAAACAAACGCCUACAAGUUACAACAAUAUGAUUGAUGUAAGAUUUGGUUCCCAUGAGCUCACCAGCAUGUGAGUUGUGUCGUUGUUUACUGUUUACUCUUUCCUACGCGACCUUACAAUGUGGUAGCAAAUCCUUUCCAGCUAUCUGACCAAUGCAUUCUACUACGGAUUAUCCCAUCAGCAAGAUCAUGCAAGACGAAGUGAAUAAUAGAACAAAUGUAUCUUCUCAAAGAUCUGUCUUCCAGUUAAUUUCCUCCCAGAGCAGUCUAGACCCUUGCCUUGGAUAACAGCUUCAACCGGUAAGUGUAGCGUUGGGCGGAGCUAAAGCGUAUGGUUGGAGCUUCCACGGUAGCGCAGGCCUCGGGCGGUGCGUGUGUCGUAGGUAGCUACUGUCAUCAUUGUGUAAUCAAGAUUCCUAACAAGCUAAACUGUUCAGUCCCCCCGCAAAGCCUGCCACUUGCGUAGCCUUGCCACAAAACGCCAGCUUCCACAUCCGAACACACUAAUUCCAUACUGAAAUGCACAUUUCACGGUGAUGUGUGAUUGGCUGGCUAUCAGCCAAUAGUGGUUUUCCUAGGGACCUGAAAGGCUAGACGAUCAUGUUUACAGAACAAGUUAACAAACAUGCCACUAAUGUCUUACAGUGGUUUGUGUAACACCAGACAUGCAUGACUUUGCAUAUAUGACUUUGUAUGACUAUAUAUAUGUAUUUUUUUUUAUUCUGCCAGUAACUGGUAGGAUAGCAAAUGAAUAAGAGUGAUGGGGAGUAUGGGGAAACCCAAUGGUAAUAUCAGGUAUGGUCAUUUUAAAAAGUCUAAUAUGUAAUAAUUGCCCCAGAAUUUUUCUUAAUAGAUGAACAUUUUUUACCGUGGUGAAAUAUUCCUUAUCCAUUAGGAUAUGUUCAGAUGCAUGUUCCAGUUGAGCUCACCUGCUGUAUUCUUCAUCUAGAGUCCCGUGGCUACCUCCCGCCUCAACAUGAGUGCCCAGGCAGACAGAGUGAUGGCCCUCAGCGAAUGGGAGGAGAGGUGGCAGGAGGGGAGAAUUGGCUUCCAUCAGCCGUGUGUACACAAGAUGCUGGAAAGGAACAUUGACAAAGUCCUGUGUGGACGAGAGAGAGUUCGAUUUUUCUUCCCUCUCUGUGGGAAAGCUGUGGACAUGAAAUGGUUGGCAGACAUGGGCCACUCUGUGGUUGGAGUGGAGAUAUCCGAGAAGGGGAUCAAAGAGUUCUUUGAGGAGCAGAACCUGAGUUAUACUGAGGAAGCCGUGCCAGACAUACCUGAAGCCCGGCUAUUCAAGAGCUCUGAUGGAAAGAUAUCAUUGUAUCAGUGUGACCUAUUUAAAUUCUCCAGCACGGUUGCUGGCCAGUUUGGGGGGAUCUGGGACCGGGGAUCCUUGGUGGCUAUCAACCCCUGUGACAGACAGAGGUAUGCCAGCCUAAUCAUUUCUUUAAUGGACAAGGAUUGUCGAUAUCUCUUGGACACUUUUCUGUACAAUCCAGAGUUGUAUAAAGGUCCACCAUUUUUUGUGCCUGACGAGGAUGUAAAAAACCUUUUUGAUGCUUUUGAGGAAAGACACAAACAGUGGGGCGUGGAUUAUCUGACAGAGAAAGUUCACCUUCUUACUCCCAAGGCCAAUUGAGUGACACCACUUUGCAAAUUGCACUGGAGAAACACAAAGACCCAGAUUAAUUCAGUCCUUGUACCCAUUGAAGAGAUGUCAAUUUAUAAGACAUUUGUUGGAUACCAUUAGGGGAACCAAAAGCACUUUGGGUAAAAGGGGGUUGCUUUUUAUACAUGCUUGAUCACAUUCAUGGAUUUGUGUGAACUUGAAACCACUGAAAAGUAGAAUAAAACAUUUUUGUAUAAAUA